UUACAAUUUGUGGUGAAUCAUUUUCACCAUCCACAAUCUUGUGUGAUUAACUCCAUUGCGUAUUACCUACAGUUUCGCACCUACUCAGUGAAAGCUGGACGAGGAGGAAAACCUCUGCCAAUCAUCUUGUGUGAUACCAUGGGAUUGGAGGAAAGCACAGGGGCGGGCCUUGAUGUGGAUGACAUCAUCAGCAUCCUCAAAGGUCAUCUGCCAGACACCUAUCAGUUCAACGCGUCUGCUCCUCUGCAUUCGGAGGCCAUUGGCUAUCGCAAGUCUCCAGACCUGAAGGACAAGAUCCACUGUGUGGCUUACGUCAUUGAUGCCACCAAGGUCUCCAUCAUGCCUGCAAAAACUGAGGGGAAGCUUGAAGCUACCCGCAGAAAGAUCAACUCGAUUGGUAUUCCUCAGCUGGUCCUGAUGACUAAAGUGGAUGAAGCCUGCCCUUUAGUUUCACAGGACAUUAGGAACAUUUAUAAGAGCAGUUACAUUGAGGAAAUGAUGCAGGAAGUCAGCACUCGGCUCGGUGUGCCAAUGUCCUGUGUUGUUCCGGUGAAGAACUACAGCAAAGAGUUUGAGUUGGAUCAGAACUGUGACAUCCUGCUUCACCGCCGUCAUCCAGAUGCUUCUGCUUCUGCUGAUAGUUACUUUGAAGACCUCAGUGACCGACUCAGCAACGUUGAAACCCCAGAAUACUGA
Anoplopoma fimbria (sablefish) is the source of this 696-nucleotide messenger RNA. RefSeq names its product interferon-induced protein 44-like. The annotation marks the transcript as partial. The transcript has 4 exons. The record is from RefSeq and is a predicted model, not a curated record. Lineage: Eukaryota; Metazoa; Chordata; Actinopteri; Perciformes; Anoplopomatidae.